Molecule: messenger RNA, 273 nt
Organism: Dibothriocephalus latus
Lineage: Eukaryota; Metazoa; Platyhelminthes; Cestoda; Diphyllobothriidea; Diphyllobothriidae
Source: the annotation of a GenBank genome assembly
AUGCGACUGGUGAAACUGCUGAGCAAGGAGGAGUCGAUCAGAAAGCUGCUCUGGACAUUCAUCAAGUCUCUUCAGGCAUUGCCCUACGUCGCCCUGCUGAUUGCAAUGCUCUUCUUCAUCUACGCCGUAAUCGGCAUGCAACUGUUCGGCAAAGUCAGCUUGGACCAACCGGGUCAAGAGCCGGGACAAGAUGGGGUCAUCCAUCGGAGCAACAAUUUCCGCAACUUCUUCUUUGCCCUCCUGGUGCUUUUCAGGUGGGUUUGUGUGUGCUAA